Molecule: messenger RNA, 1509 nt
Organism: Clonostachys rhizophaga
Lineage: Eukaryota; Fungi; Ascomycota; Sordariomycetes; Hypocreales; Bionectriaceae
Source: the annotation of a GenBank genome assembly
AUGGGCACUCGAGACAGCGACAUGACCCCGACUGGGUCGGUUACGGCGAAUGAAGAGUCGCCGGAUAUUCAACCUUCCUUGAAGGAAGCGAAUGAGGGGGUUCCCGAGGCUGCAGGAGUUCUCAAUAUGAGCGAGGAGGAGUGGAUGAAGGAUCCCCAUAACCCAUGGAACUGGCCUGCAAGUAAGAAAGUCCUGCAUAUUUCCAGCCUUUCAUUGGCAGCUCUUCUAGCUUCCAUAUCGACGUCCAUUAGCAGUCCAGCUCGCACACAACUCAUGGAAGAAUUCAACGUCUCUAGCACGGUUGCCAUCCUCCCGCUGACACUCUACGUCGUUGCCCUUGGAUUCGGCCCUGUUGUAGGCGGUCCUCUCUCCGAAACGUGGGGGAGACAUCCCGUCUAUCUGGGCUCGGUGCCUCUAGGUGGUGUAUUUGCAUUGGGUGCCGGCUUCACGAACAACUUUGGGGCACUGUGCUUCCUACGCUUCAUGUCUGGGUUCUGCUGGGCUCCUGUCUUGGCCACGGCUGCCGGGUCCCUAUCCGACAUCUUCCCUCCACGAACUCGCGGCCCGGCCUCCGCUGUAUUCAUCCUGAUGCCCUUCCUAGGGCCUGGAUUAGGCCCAGUCAUUGGUUCCUUCGCUGUGACAAGAAAGAGUUGGAGAUGGACGCAAUGGACACAGCUCUUCCUCGCCGUCCUCUGCAUCGCCAUCACACUGACCACCCAGGAGACAUACCACCCAAUCCUCAAACGACGCCUGGCGAAGAAAAGGGGCGAGCCAGUCCCCAAAUCCCCAGCCCUGGGCGACCGCCUCAAGAUGUUCGUCCUCAUCGCCCUCAUCCGCCCCGUCCGCAUGCUCCUCCUCGAGCCCAUCGUCGGCUUUAUCGCCCUCUACGUCUCCGCCGAGUUCGGCACCCUCUUCAGCUUCUUCGCCGCCGUCCCCUACACCUUCGGGCGGGUGUACCGCUUCUCCCUCGAACAGUCUGGCCUCGUCUUCCUCUCCAUCGUCAUCGGCUGCGUCCUCGGCCUCGUCACCGUCAUCCUCUGCGACGCCCUCAUAUACCGGAAGCAAUCCUCCAAAUAUCCGCCGCACCAGGUGCCGCCCGAGCACCGCCUCUACCCGGCCAUGAUCGGCAGCGUCGGCCUGCCCCUCGGCCUAUUCUGGUUCGCCUGGACCGCCCGCGAGGACAUCUCGUGGGCCAGUCCCGCCGCCGCCAUCAUCCCCUUCGCGUGGGGGAACCUGUGCGUCUUCGUCAGCACCAUACAGUACACCUCCGACACCUACCACGGGAGCGUCGUCGCCAGCGCCGCCAGCGCCAACACGCUGGCGAGGUAUGGGUUCGCCGGAGUGUUCCCACUAUUCACGAUCCAGAUGUACCAGCGGCUCGGAAUUAGCUGGGCGACGAGCCUGCUGGGUUUCAUCGCCCUCGCCCUCCUCCCUGUGCCCUGGGUCCUCUUCAAGUUUGGGGCUCGGAUCCGGGCCAAGAGCCAGUAUGAGACAGUCAAGACUGGUUAA